Messenger RNA from Penicillium cataractarum, 1335 nucleotides. Its product is annotated as nucleoside phosphorylase domain-containing protein. Bases 1 to 1335 code for a protein of 444 amino acids. Gene Ontology annotation, biological process: nucleoside metabolic process. The record is from RefSeq and is a predicted model, not a curated record. Lineage: Eukaryota; Fungi; Ascomycota; Eurotiomycetes; Eurotiales; Aspergillaceae. Gene Ontology annotation, molecular function: catalytic activity. The transcript has a single exon.
AUGUGCAUGGAGCGAGCAUCCUGUCGCGAGGACUUCGAGGUAGGAAUUAUCUGCGCGCUGUCACUCGAGUACAAUGCCGUUUCCUACCUCUUUGAUGAGUUCUGGGAUGAAGAUGGUGACCAGUAUGGCAGAGCCGCAGGAGACCCAAAUAACUAUACGACUGGCCGUAUGGGUCACUAUAGUGUUGUCCUGGCUCUCCUGCCGCACAUGGGUAAGGCCAACGCCGCGAGUGCAGCCGCGAGCAUGCGGGCGAGCUACAGCGGGCUACGGCUGGUCAUUCUUGUUGGAAUAUGCGGUGCCGUGCCUUACAGUUGGGGUAGCGAGAUCCUGCUUGGCGACGUUGUUAUCAGCAAGACCGUCAUUCAGUAUGAUCUCGGUCGACAGUACGGAGACCAGUUUAUACACAAGGACACUAUCGACGAUAGCAUUGGGCGGCUGAACAAGGACAUCCAUAACCUCAUCAACAUAUUCGAGACGGAUCGUGGUCUUGACUGGUUGGAGAAACGCGCAGUCUACUUUCUCCAACAGAUCCAUAAUAAAGUUGCCCGGACCAAAAGAAGGACAAAAUAUGACUAUCCCGGGGCGUCAAACGAUAAAUUAUUUGAGCCAACCUACCGCCACAAACAUCACGUCUCACCGGAUUGCAUCUGCCGCCACUGCGCCAGCGACAAGGACCCCGUUUGCGAAGUAGCGCUCGGUUCAUCGUGCGCCGAUCUCGGCUGCGACGAAAAGCACCUUGUGACGAGAGAACGGCUCUUCGCCAGACACUAUGACCAUGAUGUCCAUGAGCUGGCGAUCCACCUUGGGGCGGUUGCCUCUGGUGAUAAAGUGGUGAAGUCUGCUGUAUACCGGGACAAGAUCGCAAGGGAAACAGGAGUGAUUGCAUUCGAGAUGGAGGGUGCCGGGGUCUGGGACGAAGUGCCGUCCUUCGUAGUUAAAGGAGUGUGCGAUUAUGCAGACUCCCACAAGCACAAAGGGUGGCAGAAUUUUGCUGCAGCGACAGCGGCCUCAGUGUCCAAGGCUAUUCUGGAACGCUAUAUUCGAACGGACAAAGCUAUGAAGCCGCCCGUUGGGGCCGAUGAGUACGACAGGAGAGAUGGUGGGAGCCGCAAUGCUUCGGCGACUCCCAUACCUCGACCAAACGUCGGAGCGAUGACCGAACAAGAUCCGCGACUGAUGGAAGAAAGGCACAUCGAUGGCCCAUUCAACGCAACCUUUAGCAAUUCUGGCCCCGGCGAUCAGUUCAAUGCACCUGGAGGCACUCAAAACAUUAGCAGAGGCAACGGCAAUCAAUUCCCUGGGGCUACUUUCCACGGGCCGGUGCAGUUUGGCUAA